Messenger RNA from Babesia bigemina, 3321 nucleotides. Its product is annotated as karyopherin beta, putative. The record is from RefSeq and is a predicted model, not a curated record. The coding region runs from base 1 to 3321 and encodes 1106 amino acids. NCBI's taxonomy places the organism in Eukaryota, Apicomplexa, Aconoidasida, Piroplasmida, Babesiidae. Gene Ontology annotation, cellular component: cytoplasm; nucleus. Gene Ontology annotation, biological process: protein import into nucleus. The transcript has a single exon. Gene Ontology annotation, molecular function: protein binding; nuclear import signal receptor activity.
AUGGCGAUGAAUUUGGACGAAGAAGUUUUCAGGUCCCUCCUGGAGGCGCUCACGUCCACCAACAGCGCCGCGAGGAACGAUGCCGACGCCAAGAUCAUGGCGCUCAAGAUGACGGACAUCAACACCGCUCUCAAGCUCACGCUCAACGUGCUGCUCACCGACCCCAACGAGGACCACAGGCUGCAGGCGGUGGUCCUCCUCAGGCUGCUGCUCGACCUGUCGAAGUCCGGGGACGCACCCAGGAACAUGUGGAAGGCUGUCUCGCCUGAAGCGAAGGCCUUGCUGAAGCAGUCGUUGCUGCGUUGCCUCGAGGUGGAGACCCAGAACUCCAUCAGGAGCAACGCCUGUGACACCAUCGCCGACCUGUGCGACGCGUGCCUGGCGCCUGACGAGUGGCCGGAGCUGACCAGGUGCACCAUCCAGCUCAUCCAGGAGGAGAACCCGUUGUACAAAAAGUCGGGGUUCAAGCUGCUGGGAGAGUGCUUCACCUACUUCGCGGACGAGCUCUCGCCGCACCUCAGCAACGUGGUACAGCUGACCAAGAACAGCCUCAUGGACGCCAACGCCUCCGUCAGGACGGAGACCAUCUGCGCCAUUUCGAACGUCCUCGAGGACGACGUGCUGGACAUCGCAUCGCAGCUGGGCGACGCCACGCCUUACAUCAUCGGCCACAUCAAGCAGCUCGCCGUGUCAACGGACAACGCAUCGAGGGUCGAGCUUGAGCGGUCGAUGGCCGGCCUCAUCAUGAUCGUCGACAACAACGCCAAGAUCCUGAAGCCGCACCUGCAGCUGUUCUUCAACAGCAUGAUGGAAAUCGCAACCACUGAAAGCGCCCAGCCCAACCUGGACCAGGAGAUCAGGUGCAUGGCCAUCGAGGCCCUCGUGACGCUGCCCGAGAAGAAGCCGCAAAUGGCGCUCACGAUCCCCAAUUUCGGAUUGCGCAUGGUUGUCUGCCUAAUGAACGCCAUGUUGGACAUCGAGGACGACAGCUACGCGGAGUGGCUGGAGACCGGUGACACCGACGACGACGUGCAGCGUCUCUACGACGCCGGCGAGGAAGGUUUGGACAGGCUGGGACGUGCGUUCGAGGACCUCGACGACUCCCCAUUCAUGGACUGGGUGCUGUCCAACGCCUCGCAGUUCAUCCAGCAGCCCAGCUGGCAGCACGUAUUUGUGGGAAUCAUGGCAAUAUCGCAGACCGUGGAAUACCUCACUGAGGACGAAGUGGAGGAGCACAUGCCCUCCAUCAUCAAAAUCAUGAUCGAGAAGCUUAAGGAUCAGGAUUACAGGGUGAGAUUCGCUGCGUGCCAGACCAUCGGGCAGAUCGCACUGGACCACCAGCCCUACGUGCAAAUGACCUUCUUCGAGGAGAUCAUCCCGGCGCUCCUCAGCACCUUCGAGGACCAGAGCCCAAGGGUGCAGUCCCACGCUCUCUCGGCGUUCAUUAACUACGCCGAAGAAGUGCAGAAGGAGAACCUGCUCCCGCUAGCUGAUGUGAUUGUGAAGCAGCUGCUCGUGAAGAUCACCCCCGCCGCACACAAGUCCGUGCGUGAGCAGGCCAUCACCUCGAUGGCGGUCGUCGCAGGGGUGCUUGAGGAGCAUUUCUUCAAAUACUACUCCACGAUCAUGCCGCUUAUGAAGGAGACCAUCGCCACCUGCGUGGGCCCAGAUGACCGCACCUGCCGUGGAAAGGCCAUUGAGUGCAUUUCCAUCAUCGGAAUGAGUAUAGGACGCGACGUGUUCCUCCAGGACGGUAUCGAGUGCAUGAACGCGCUCAUUCAAAUCAUGCAAGAGCCAACCACGCCAGACGACCCCGUCAAGGAGUACAUCGACGAGGCGCUUGGCAGGCUCUGCACAGCGCUUGGACCCAACUUCUGCCCCUUCCUACCCACCAUCGUGCCGCUGAUUCUCAGGUCGUUGGAGGGUAACAUCAAGUCGUUCAACGACGAGGGCGACGACAUGACGCUCAACAUGGGCGCCGAGGGUGCCGCGGGGCUGCGCACCACGUUGGUUGAGGAGCUGGAGAGGAGCCUCAACCUCAUUGCCAACAUCGUAGAGGAGCUGAAGGAGGGCUACGACGACUACGUCGUGCCCACUGCCCAGGCGCUCAUGCCCAUCUUGGGCUACGUGCUCACAAGCGAGCUGAAGCAGAAGGCGCUCUACGCCAUGGCCCAGAUCAUCAACGCCAAGAAGCUUGCUCUGGAAAAGAACGGAGGAUCCAAGGACGCAUUCAUGGAGAUUGUGCUCAACACCCUCAACAACGUCAUCAGCGCCCUGGAGAAAGCGAGGGACAACGAGUCGCAGCUCAGCAUGCCAGUUGAAAUCCUCACCGCCAACGCCGACGGGCUUUACAAAUGCCUGGACAGCGCAGGCCCUGGCAUCCUGAACGUCAACAUCCUAAACGUAGUCGGACAGAAGCUGCUGGAGCUCAUCGAGGAGUCGUCGAGGUUCAAAAAGGCCUACAGCAAAUACAAGAUGAACAAGGAUUUGGACCCGGACGAUAUAAUGUCGCUGGAGAUUGACGAAGAAAAUGAACAGGCGUAUCGGUCGGCAUUGCUGGAGCUCUUCGGUGUUAUCAUGAAGCACCACCCCGACGAAUUCAUGCAAACGUGCCACAACGCCUGCUUGCAGUUCGUCAUGGCCCACCUUGCCAAAAGCCAGGCCGACGACAUCGCGGUUGGACUCUAUCUGUGCGACAACAUGAUCGAACACCUCAAGUCCAGGAUAGUGCCCGUAUGGCCACAGUUCCUGGGCUACAUUUUCAAGUACGUCGAGAGCAAAAAUGCCAACGUGCGCCAAUCGGCCUGCUACGGCGUGAGCCUCCUCGCCAGGAUGCCUGAGUUCGCAGGGAUGGAGAACGAGGCCGCUGCGAAAAUUGCGGCGUCCCUGAGGAUGACCUUCUCCUCCACAUCCUCUUCCAAACGCGAACAGCAGGCGGCGACAGACAACGCAGUCGCCGCCUUGGGUGAGAUCAUCAAAUUCCACGGCGCGAACCUGAACGACGCAGCCGCCUACCUCAACAUGUGGCUGAAGCACCUGCCAUUGAAGGCAGACGAGGAAGAGGGCAAACGUGUCCACCAGGGUCUCAUGGACCUCAUCAUCGCUAACGACCCAAGCAUCCUGGGCCCCGACAACUGCAACAUGGGACAGCUUGCCAAAAUCUUCAUCACCAUAUACGAGACCGACUCUUCAACUGAACAGCUGAACUCGCAAAUCAUUCAGCUAAUGAAGCAUCUCGGAGAUGGAUUCCUGCAGCAGCUGGCUCCCUCCCUGCCCAAGAAACUUCAGAUGCAACUGAAGACCAUAAGGAGAGCCAUGUGA